Molecule: messenger RNA, 1628 nt
Organism: Bombina bombina (fire-bellied toad)
Lineage: Eukaryota; Metazoa; Chordata; Amphibia; Anura; Bombinatoridae
Gene: RAE1
Product: ribonucleic acid export 1
Exons: 13
Coding region: 162-1268 (368 amino acids)
Biological process (GO): RNA export from nucleus; transcription-dependent tethering of RNA polymerase II gene DNA at nuclear periphery
Cellular component (GO): nuclear pore
Molecular function (GO): ubiquitin binding; RNA binding
Source: RefSeq, a predicted model, not a curated record
GUAAGGAAUACCGGUCAGUUUAAUAGAUCGGGGAGCUGCAGGAUGAUUGUCUGAAACGGAUAUACAUGGGCAUUCAUUGAACAUUGUGUGGUCUUUGAGUCCUGAUCAUUGACUAAGCGAGAGGGAGCAUGUUUUAGGCCACACAUGGCAUUAGCACCAAAAUGAGUUUGUUUGGUUCAGGAGGAGGCUUUGGGACUGGAGUGUCUAGCAUGUUUGGCAGUACAGCAACAGACAACCAUAAUCCCAUGAAGGAUAUUGAAGUUACAUCUCCACCAGACGACAGUAUUGGAUGCCUAUCAUUCAGUCCACCAACCCUACCUGGAAACUUCCUGAUUGCAGGGUCAUGGGCCAAUGAUGUACGUUGUUGGGAAGUUCAGGAUAAUGGGCAGACGAUUCCAAAAGCUCAGCAGAUGCACACGGGGCCUGUGUUAGAUGUCUGCUGGAGUGAUGAUGGAAGCAAAGUGUUUACAGCAUCAUGUGAUAAGACGGCCAAAAUGUGGGAUCUAAAUAGUAAUCAGUCCAUACAAAUUGCACAGCAUGAUGCUCCAAUAAAGACUGUCCAUUGGAUUAAGGCACCAAACUACAGUUGUAUCAUGACUGGAAGCUGGGACAAAAGUUUAAAGUUUUGGGACACUCGCUCUCCAAACCCGUUAAUGACUCUUCAGUUACCGGAGCGCUGUUACUGUGCAGAUGUGGUAUUUCCCAUGGCUGUUGUUGCCACUGCAGAACGAGGCUUAAUUGUUUACCAGUUGGAAAAUCAGCCUUCUGAGUUCAGGCGGAUAGAAUCUCCACUAAAACAUCAGCAUCGCUGUGUUGCCAUAUUUAAGGACAAGCAGAACAAACCAACUGGCUUUGCCUUAGGAAGCAUUGAAGGAAGAGUUGCCAUCCACUAUAUCAACCCUCCAAAUCCAGCCAAAGACAACUUCACAUUUAAAUGCCACAGAUCUAAUGGGACAAACACCACAGCUCCCCAAGACAUCUAUGCUGUAAAUGGUAUCGCUUUCCACCCUGUACAUGGUACUUUGGCCACGGUUGGCUCUGAUGGCAGAUUUAGCUUCUGGGACAAAGAUGCUAGAACCAAACUGAAAACAUCAGAGCAGCUAGACCAACCCAUAUCUGCAUGCAGCUUCAAUCACAACGGAAACAUUUUUGCUUAUUCUUCCAGCUAUGAUUGGUCAAAGGGGCAUGAGUUCUAUAAUCCACAAAAGAAGAACUAUAUAUUUUUGCGGAAUGCAGCAGAAGAAUUAAAACCAAGGAAUAAGAAAUAAUGGAAAAGAAUAUCUACAUGGAUUAAAGACAUUUAUCAUCUAAUCCUAGCUCAGCACUUAAAACAUACACAAACAUUCUGUGCUGAAAUUUGUUAGCAGCUCUGUAGGUGUAAAAUCCUAAUUCUACUCAAAUACGUAAGGAAGGACGCCUAUGGGACAGAAAUAUGAAUAAUUGCCCGCUCUGCAGCCACAAACCUUCAGGUUUUUUUUUUUUUAUUUAAUGGAUCUGUACUUGGUGUGUUUGAAGCCAGCAUGCCAAUAUAGACAUAAAGAGGAUCUGCCUUAACGUAUGCCAGAAUUAUUUGGCGUUUUGUUCUUUUAUUUUCUAUUUGAAUAAAGUCCUUUUUAUUAAACGGUGAA